Messenger RNA from Aspergillus steynii IBT 23096, 354 nucleotides. RefSeq lists its product as uncharacterized. NCBI's taxonomy places the organism in Eukaryota, Fungi, Ascomycota, Eurotiomycetes, Eurotiales, Aspergillaceae. Bases 1 to 354 code for a protein of 117 amino acids. The record is from RefSeq and is a predicted model, not a curated record. The transcript has a single exon.
AUGAUAUUAUUCGUUAUUUCUAUGCUCAUACUGCUCCUCGCCUGCCUUUCUACCGCCCAAUAUGCCGGCAUCCUUGACGUGAACGAUCCAAGCUGCCCUCGACGCAAUGGCCCGCAUCUACACUACGAAUGGAUCUUUGACCGAGCGGAGGGUUACCACUGCUACAAUAUUCCGAUGGAGGAAUAUCACUACUAUUUGUCCAUGAAAGCUAGUCGUCGGGGCCCUGCCCUCGGAGCGCCGGAUGUUUUUGGGAUUUGCAAAUUCCCGGAUUGCAGAGCCAGCAACUGCACCUAUUGGAAAGUGGCAUCGGACGAGACGUCGGAUAACGUGCAUAUGCCGUGUAUGAAGGUCUAA